Molecule: messenger RNA, 379 nt
Organism: Paramecium sonneborni
Lineage: Eukaryota; Ciliophora; Oligohymenophorea; Peniculida; Parameciidae
Source: the annotation of a GenBank genome assembly
AUGAAUAUGAAUUUAGUUGAAUAGACAAAUAGAAAUUGCUUUUAGGAAGAUUAAGAUGUAUAAAAUAACAAUAAAAAAAAUAAAAAAGAAUAAUUGAUGAUGAAGAGAAAGUAAUUGGAAAGAGAAUUGCCAGCUGAUAAAUUUAGAAGACAAGUAUAUUUUUUAAUUAUAGAAAGCAUAUUAAUAAUUUAUUGAAUUUAAAAAUUAAAAAUAAAGGAACAGCAAACAUGAAAGUUCUUAGGAGAAACCAAAGGAAUAAGGGUAAUAUUGAUAAAAAAUUAUAGGGUAAUUAUAUUAAAGAUAAGAUUAAUUAUUUCAAAUGUUUUUCUAAAAAUAUAAUUUUAAAAGUUAUUUUAAUAAUAAUAAUAAUUGUUAUUGA